AUGCAACCGUCUGCUGAGAGCUACCUGUCACCUGACGAACGCCAUGCUGAGGAAAUGACUCGACAGCAGCUAGGGUACGCAGAUGGUCGACUUGUUGUCGGUAUUCCCUGGCAGAAUGGAGCGCGUCCUCAGAUCACGAGCAACCGAGUGCAGGCCGAGGAUCGGCUGCGUUCGCUACUGAGGUCUCUAGAGAGAAGACCAACCGUUCAGAUUCGCUAUGCAAAGGUGCUGGAGGAGUACCUACAGAAGGCGUACAUUCAGGAGCUGACAUCUGAUCAAGUCCAGCAAUGUGGCCGUGAGCAAUGGUUUCUGCCGCACUUCGCAGUAGUCCGCGAAGACAAGGCUACAACUAAGGUCCGUGUUGUGUUUGAUGCUGCAGCUCGCUUCAACGGCACGUCCAUCAAUGAACACAUGUACGUUGGGCCGCGACUGCAGAAUGACCUCGUCACAGUACUGAUCCGGUUCUGCAUGCACCCUGUGGCACUGAUUGCUGAUGUGUCGGAGAUGUUCCUUCAGGUAUCACUACAGCCUGAGGAUCGCAGAUAUCACCGAUUUCUUUGGAAGACCGGGGACGGAGUCAAGGCCUAUGAGUUCACCAGGUUGGCGUUUGGCAUCCGUGCAUCGCCAUACCUAGCAGGCAGAGCUUUGCUGGAGACGGCCGAGCGUUUCGGAGCGAACUACGACCCAGCAGUCAGUGACACAGUUCGCAAGGCAUUCUACGUCGAUGACAUGUUGAAGUCCUUGCCUGACGACCAGAAAGCAAUGCGUCUUCGGUCUCAGCUACAAGACCUCCUGAAGGAAGGCGGCUUCCAUCUCCGGAAGUGGUUGAGCAACAGUGAAGCAGUGAUGGAAUCAAUUCCACCGGAGCACCGCGCGCCGGCCACGUCUAAGUCCAUAACGGCACAAGAGUCGUCCGGACAGCCCUCACAAAAGGCACUGGGCGUAACGUGGAUGGUCAGCGAAGAUUAUUUCACGUUUCACUAUCAGGAACCCACAUCCGCUGUGUGCACGAAGCGCACCGUCCUCAGCCGCAUGGCAUCACUGUUUGACCCCUGA
Molecule: messenger RNA, 1056 nt
Organism: Sycon ciliatum
Lineage: Eukaryota; Metazoa; Porifera; Calcarea; Leucosolenida; Sycettidae
Exons: 1
Coding region: 1-1056 (351 amino acids)
Source: RefSeq, a predicted model, not a curated record